Juglans microcarpa x Juglans regia is the source of this 795-nucleotide messenger RNA. RefSeq names its product U-box domain-containing protein 7-like. NCBI's taxonomy places the organism in Eukaryota, Viridiplantae, Streptophyta, Magnoliopsida, Fagales, Juglandaceae. The coding region runs from base 1 to 741 and encodes 246 amino acids. The transcript is spliced from 2 exons. Gene Ontology annotation, cellular component: nucleus; cytoplasm. The record is from RefSeq and is a predicted model, not a curated record.
AUGAUUGUAUGGUUGGCCUGGGGACGAAAGUUGGUUGCUAGGAACUGCUAUUUUAAUUUCUUUUUCAGAAACAAGGAAAUGAUGUUUGCUGGAGGAGUAAUUUCCUUGUUGGAGGAGAUGAUUUCCAACCCCAAUUCCCAUGGAUCUGCCACGGUUCUCUAUUUGAAUCUGUCCUUCCUUGAAGAAGCCAAGCCUGUCAUUGACUCAAGUCCGGCAGUUCCUUUCUUAACCCAGAUCCUUCGAGCUAAUACUGAACCACAGUGCAAGCUUGAUGCCCUCCAUGCUCUCUAUUAUAUCUCCACUCUUCCAUCCAAUAUUCUAAACCUCAUUUCAGCUGGCAUCGUCAGUGGCCUCCAAUCCCUUCUUACAGCUUCUGGUGAUCACACGUGGGCAGAAAAAAUCAUUGCUGUCCUUAUAAACCUGGCAUCAUGUCAGUCAGGAAAGGAUGAGAUUAUAUCAGCACCCGGCGUUUUUGGUGGACUGGCAACAAUGCUAGACAUUGGCGAGCCUAUUGAGCAGGAGCAAGCUGUCUCAUGUCUCUUGAUUUUGUGCGAGGGAAAUGAGAAAUGCAGUCAAAUUGUUCUACAGGACAGGUUAAUACCUACACUGGUGUCAAUGUCAGUGAACGGGACUUACAGAGGAAAAGAGAAGGCUCAGAAACUUCUGAUGCUGUUUAGGGAGCAGCGACAACGAGACCAAACACCACCUGCUGAGAUGCAUAGGUUGGCUGAAGUGGGAUAGUCCGAUGCCUGCUUUAGAAUCAAAGCCACAAUGUAAAUAGAUCUCUCUUGGGUA